Paramisgurnus dabryanus is the source of this 4737-nucleotide messenger RNA. RefSeq lists its product as uncharacterized. The record is from RefSeq and is a predicted model, not a curated record. Gene Ontology annotation, biological process: negative regulation of protein K48-linked deubiquitination; negative regulation of proteasomal ubiquitin-dependent protein catabolic process; negative regulation of protein ubiquitination. NCBI's taxonomy places the organism in Eukaryota, Metazoa, Chordata, Actinopteri, Cypriniformes, Cobitidae. Gene Ontology annotation, molecular function: K48-linked polyubiquitin modification-dependent protein binding. Gene Ontology annotation, cellular component: nucleus; cytoplasm.
UAGACCGUACAGUCAGGAAGGAACCUGUGACGUAAGAGGCCAGGCAUCGUUCACCAUUCUGUGUGCGGACAGUCAAUAAACAGAUUCAGUAAAGUGUCAACAAACCUAAUUAUUUAACAUUUCGCAGCAUAUUCAGUAACAUUAUGGACUCCGCAUCGACGAUUGGGGAGUUCAUCCGCAAGCUCACUGAGAUGGGCUUUCGUGAAGAUCAGAUACAGGCUGCAAUGCAAGCGGGAUUCUUCUCUGUUCUGGAAGCUGCUGAAUGGAUUCUGCAGGGUGGAAGUCCACGGCACAAACUGGUCAAGCAGUCUUCAGGGCCUCCAGAGACGGCAUUCUCUGCGUUUAACCCUCCCAAAGAUGCCCGGCACACAAACAGCAGCUCACAGUCUAAUGCUACAGGUCCUUCUUUGGUUCUGGGACCCCCGUCUUCGAACACACCCGCAGCACAGGAACCACCACCUCUGGAAACACGAAUCAAACACGAUAAAAAUUAUUUCCAUGAGCAACAGAGGCAGCGAGUGGCGCAAGAAGCUUGUGCGGAGAAGAGACAGAAGAAACAGGAGCGUGAGUUGGUAUUAAAGAGGAUCGCAGAAGACAGGCGCAGCCAGCAGAUGAAGGCCCAAUCCCAACCCACACCCGAGACAUCUUCAUCCAGCGGACAGGGUCAGAGACUUGGUGGGUCUGUGGAGACGAGCAAAGACAACCAUUGCAUCCUCAUGAUCCGUCUUCCCUCUGGGGAAUCAAUGCGCGAACGUUUCCCUGCAGACACGCCCCUAAGCCACGUCGUCGAGUACAUCGCCGGUCGACAUCCUUCACUGCCCGCCUUCUCUCUCCUACAAGGAUUUCCUAGAAAGCGGUUCGGUGAAGCCGAACUUGCAUGUUCUCUUCGGUCUCUGGGACUCACCCCCAACGCUGCACUUUGCAUACAGACCACGCCUCCCGAGACGCCUCAGGAGCCGCCCAGUCCAGCUUCCCAAUUGCCUGUUGUAGAACAGGCAGUGGUGGAGCCACAAGAAGAACCGGUGAGACCACCUAUCGACCCACCCCAAGAGGAAGCACAGGAUGAAGAGGAACUGGUUGUGCCACCACCGUUGCCUCAUCAGCUAUGGGAGGAGGCAGUGGGGUAUGCUGGGAUUCCCGGGGUCGGACCUCCAUUUCCAGGACCUGCUCACUUUUGGGGACGAGGCCAGAAACUGGUACCAGGUGAUGUCGCAGAUGAAGAAGAACAUUUGGACAACGAGGAGCAACCAGAAGAUGAAGUUCUACCUCCUUAUCUCGAACUGCCGCCGUUGCCCUUGUUAAUGGACAACAGGGCCAGAGGAGGGCCAGAAGAGCCCAGACAUCACUGGCCUGAACAGGGUAAUAGACUCAGGGAGGCGGAGCCUGACGUCCCGGCAGACCCUGAGGAAGAGCGUGCAUUGCGCGGGGCAGCCGCAGUGGAGCGAUUACAGAGAGCCGCCCAUCACGAAGACCAGCAGUCACCGCAUGGACAGCCCUCACCCCCCAAAAAAUCCUUCAAGACCCCUCGAGUCUCUUCUCUCUGCUCCAUGGCGACCAGAGCAACCGUGGGUCUCAUGACAGCUCCCAGCAUGCAGUACAGCAGUAGCCUGGCGUGUCUGACACCAGAAUUAGCCGAACUCUUGUUGGAUCACAUGGCGAGCGAGCGCCUCCUCCGUCCACGCACACUCGAGCUGUUCUUUGGCUGCCCGAUGCAGAAGUUUGUCCUAAAUUGCUAUCCGUACACAACUAAUGAGUUGUUACGACAACUAAGGGCCUUUUCCUGUCUGAAACAUCUCAGCUUAGUCAACUCUCCUCUCAUUACAGAUGCUGGUCUUUCUGUACUGUCCAACCUCUCAAAACUCCAGCAUCUGAACCUGUCGUCCUGCAGCAAGCUAACAGACAGCUGUCUUCAGCAUAUCGCGGGGCUCCGCUGUCUGACGUUCUUAUCUCUGAAUCAGACUAAAGUAAGCGAUGCGGGAAUGUUGAUGUAUCUACAGUCAGGUUCCUCUGUCCUCUGCCAGCUGAGUUUGAAUCAGACAGCCAUCACUAACAGCACGCUAACAGUUCUGCCCGCGUGUGUACCGCAGCUACGGAUGCUAAGCAUCAAACACACUAAGGUAAGUGAUGUGUCUCCGCUGGCAGAGCUCAGAAACCUGCAGACGCUUCACCUUGACAGCACAGGUGUGCAGGAGAAUUCUCUCCGGUGCCUAGCAACCCAUCCCAGCCUAUCAGCUCUCAGCCUGGCCGGCAUACCUGCCGCUGAUGGAAAUCAUACGCUGGAAAUUAUUUCAGGACUGAGUCUUACUCAGUUGACCCUCCCUGGAAGACACUCGGUGACAGACAGUGGGCUUUUAUUUCUCUCCAAACAAACUUUACUCCUAGAGCUCGACCUGACAGACUACACUCAGCUCACAGACCACGGCAUUAUGAAGCUCGCCAACAUGACCAGGUUGAAGAAGCUGUCUCUUAGCAACACUCAGGUGAGUGAUGCUGGGCUACAGGGAUUGGUCAAUCUAAAGGAACUGCAGGAACUGUGUCUCGAUCGUACUGCCGUCACCAGCAGAGGUGUUGCGAACUUCGUCACACAUUUACCACAUCUACAGGUGAUGGGUUUGGCUAGCACACAGGUUGGUGAUACAGUGAUCAGACGAGGUUUAGUACACUGUCCACAACUACUUAAACUCAAUCUCAGCAAAACCAGAAUUACAGACCAAGGUCUCAAGUUCCUGUGUCGUAUGCACUUAAGUCAAGUGAAUUUGGAUGGGACCGGUGUGACUCUAGCUGGCAUCGCCAAUCUGAUCUCCGCCUGUCCUCAUCUGACCAGUGUCCGAGCGAGCCAUACCCGAGCCAUACCACCAGAUCAGCAGUCUGAUGAUGACGAUAUCGAGUAUGAUAACGGCGUCACCAAUGCAUCGCGAUCAUAGUCUUUUCACUUUAACAUCCUCUCUAGAUGAGAAACAUCUUUCAAUUUUUUGGUUUUUAUGAAGUAGCACUAAAAUCUCACUUGAGUUCGACAAUCAACUUGAAAUGCUUUGUUGAAUGUUAUUACUAAAAACCAAGUUUGGCAAUUUUAAGGUUGCUACAGUAUGCACAGUUGUAUAUUUUUUCUUAACAUUUAGCAUUUUUUUUUUCAAGGUCGUUCAAGAAAUGUUGACCACUUGUACUACAGUGAAAAUAAACAGACAUUGAGAAAGCGAAGCUUCAUAGCAGUUUAGUUUUUGCAUGACAAUAGCCGGUAUCUUUUGCAUGAGCAGUUUCAUUUUACAAGGAUGUCAUUUUGAAAUGUAUGAAAGUAAUAAUAGUUGAAUAAACGACACUUAGAUUUGAUGUAAAUAUAUUUUGGAUACAUGCAUCUGUUUGAUUGAUUGAUUUAAAAACUGGAAAGUCUUUUUAGACUUGUUUGCGAUGUUGCAAACUUGUGCGUUUAGAUCAGGGAUUACAAACCAAAGUGUGUGUUGUGCGCUUGGCACGUUACCGAAUCUAGCAGAAGAUUAAAUGUGUUUGUGUGCUCCAUUAGAAACGAUAUCUCCUACAUCUCUGUUCACGUUUGAUGUAUGUUUAGUACUGUAGUUUACAUUGUUGUCAAUAGUUAUCAUUAACCAAGUCUACAUUUCCAUCCGAUUACAAAACGGUCCUACUAAUAACAUUCGACUUUCAUGUUUUUUAAUGUUUGUUAAGCAGCUGACGCGGUGUAUUUAACCACAAAUAUAUUAAAGGGGUGAAAAUUCUGUCAUUAUUUAUUUACAGUUUCUUUAUUCUGUUAUACACGAAAGAAGAUAUUUAAAAAAGGUCAAUGGUUCUGUUAACUGUGUGCUAAGCAUUUAUUUUUCAAAAUAUCUUCUUUUGUGUUCAUCAGAAUAAAGAAACUCAUACAGGUUUAACGUGAGGAUCGGCAAAUGACAAAUUUUUCAUUUUUGGGUGCACUGUUCCCAAAUCUGGUGUUAAAAUGGUGCUUGGGAAACUAAACAAACAUGCAUAUCACAUCUUUGGCAUUUGACUGUUUUUGUUACUCAAGCAAGCAUCAAAAGCUUGUGUUAUGUAUUAAAGUUGUACCUUUAAACAUCUGAAUGCAAUAACGUUAAAAAAUACAAAAAUUACUACUUAACCAUAUCUGGAAAAAAGCCCUGCAUAAUACAAAUUUUUGUCAAUAACAAAAUCUUCAAGAUACGCACUGCACAAGGAUAUUCAAGUUUAUCCUUUUAAUUUUCAAGGCUUGCAGUCUUAAAAUAAAAACUUUGCUUCACGUGCAUGAACUUAAACUAAACUAAAAAAAAUCUUUUUUUGUUAGUUUCUUUCAUUUCACGAGCUCAAAUUCAUUUUAUUUUUCUGUUCUCUUUUGAUUGACAACAUAUAUCAGCAUGAACAUUGGUUGAUUUUAAACUAUCAGCUAAUAGUGUAAAAAAAAUGUUUUUAUUGUGCGAAAUUGGUUGAUAUAUGGUGAAUCUCUAUUUAUUUUCCAUAUGUGCACUCCUGCAUUGUUAUUUGGCUAACAUUAACCCAUUAAAUGCAUUAAAUUAGUGUUUAAAAAAUGUUUGUUCUGUACACCUGGACUUCAAAAUCUCAUUCCUGCAAGUAUACAACUAAUCUGCAAUCUGACAGCCUUGUGUAUUUAUGUGUCAUAAAGUGUAGUUUGAUGCAUGUUGUACGAUUCAUUCAGUCUGUUCAUGUACAGUUUAUUGUCUAGAAGGUAAGACUAUUUUUUACUUUACAGCAUUAAUAAAAUUACAUUUGACAAUG